Messenger RNA from Haplochromis burtoni (Burton's mouthbrooder), 2186 nucleotides. Its product is annotated as platelet-derived growth factor receptor beta. The record is from RefSeq and is a predicted model, not a curated record. Lineage: Eukaryota; Metazoa; Chordata; Actinopteri; Cichliformes; Cichlidae. Gene Ontology annotation, biological process: cell chemotaxis; multicellular organism development; angiogenesis. Gene Ontology annotation, cellular component: signaling receptor complex. Gene Ontology annotation, molecular function: platelet-derived growth factor beta-receptor activity; ATP binding; platelet-derived growth factor binding.
UCUCACCCGUUUUCUUCCCUCAGUACUGCAGACUCUCUCUCUCUCCACUCUGGCCCUAUGUCUCCCUCUCUCACUGUGAAUCAGUCUGUUGGUUUCCAUUCGUCGUUCGUCUGGAAUGAACUGAAGAGAAGAAGAGGAGACACAAACAGUGAAAAGAAGAAGAAGAAGAAGAGAAGGAAAAGGAGCAGCUUCAGAAGUUUGUUGCUGAACAGAUCAGUGAUGGAGGGAAGCUUGUGCAGCAAUCAUGAGGCUGAAGGCCAGUGAGGGGGCGGAACUUCCAGCGUGCAGGAGCUCCUCACAUCCUCUGCAUCACCAAAGAAAAGUCAGAGUCCCCGCUGCGGGGUUGGCAGCCAUGAUGGCAUCCAUCAGGGGAACAGGAAAUAUCAGCCUGUUGGGGUUUCUCUUGGGUGUAUUCCUGGUUCAUCCUGAAGGGGCGGUUUCUCUGGAGCUGCUGCCAUCCGCCUCUGAAGUUCUGGUCCCCUCUAACUCCAAUUACACAGUGGAGUGUUUGGGGUGGAGUGAGGUGAAGUGGCAUUUUCCUCAGGACCCGCCAGUAGAUGGGGUCCUCUUGGACAAUCGAGGCUCCAUGAGCAUCCUGCAUCUCUUUAACAUCACAUGGAGGAAUUCUGGGAGAUACACCUGUGAGGAGCCAUCAUCUGAUCAGAGCAGAAAUGUUGAUGUCUUUAUACCUGGACAAGGUCCCGAUGAAUGGUUUGUCCCAUUGGAUCUGGGUGUGGUGAUGAAGGAGGGAGAGGAAGGCACAAUUCCCUGCAUGGUGUCCAACCCGAACCUCAAUGUCUCGCUGUACGAGCGCCCCAGCAGGAGGCUGGUAAGCGGGAUGACAUAUGAGCCGGGGCGUGGCUUCACGGGUCACCUCAAUGACACAUCAUACAUGUGCAUCGCCACAAACGGAGCUGAGGAGAAGGAGUCGCAGACGUACUACGUCUUCAGCAUUAUAGUCCCAAAGGUAAUGGAAGUGGACCUGACGGUGUCCAGCAGUGUGCUGAAGCAGGGUGAGGUCCUCACAGUAAACUGCACAGUUAGAGACACAGAGAUGGUGUUCUUCUCCUGGGGCUUUCCCCGCAGACAGGAAAUUGAGCCGCUGACGGACUUCUUGCCCAAUCAGAUCCGCUCCUUUGUUAACAUCACUGCAGCAACAGUGGCAGAUUCAGGUGUUUAUAGCUGCACGGUGCAGGAGACAACACAGGGACAAACUGUGAUGAAAAAUAUCACAAUAACAGUGCUGGACCGAGGUUAUGUUUACCUGUGGCCCUUAGGUGAGACCAAUGUGUCAUCUCUCCUCCAUCACACGCUGGAAUUAAGUGUAGAUAUUGACGCCCACCCCGCCCCCACCAUCAUCUGGACGAGACAGAACCAAUCUGUUGCCACAGAAACCACUACUAUCAACACCACACACCUGUCAGACAGCCGGUAUGUGAGCACACUGACGCUGGUGCGCGUGCAGAUGGAUCAGACAGGAAGUUACACCGCAACUAUUUCCAAUGAUGACGACAUCAGAGAGGUUACAUUCAACCUGGAGGUACAAGGUGAGCCACAUGGCCACCAGGUGUGUAUGCCACAUCAUGUGACAUCAUGCUGUCAUUUACAGACCUUUUGUGUGCAUGCUCAGUUAACCUACUGCAGAUGCAAUCAUUUGAAUGGCGGGUGGAGGAGCCAAUCAAAAGACUCAGAGGGCAUGACGCUACAGGAGAACAUUACUAUGGUGGCAGAGAGAGGUGUCACCCAGGUACACAGCAUGCUGACCCUCCAGACUCUCAGCUCUCUGUCGGCCGUUCGCUGUGAAGCCACAAACUCGGUGGGCAGACAAGCGAAGGACCUGCGAGUCAUCUCCAGCUCUCUCCUGUCUCAGGUGGUGGUCUUAGCAGUAGUCCUGGUGUUGGUCAUCAUUGCUGUCAUCUUCCUCAUCAUCCUCAUCAUCUUAUGGAGGAAAAAACCUCAUUAUGAAGUUCGUUGGAAGGUGAUCGAGUCUGUGAGUCCUGAUGGACAGCAGUACACCUACCUCGACCCCGCCCAGCUGCCCUACAGCCCAACCUGGGAAAUAGACAGAGACCAUGUAGUUCUUGGACAGGUGCUGGGUUCAGGGGCUUUCGGACGUGUUGUUGAGGCAACCAUCUCUGGUCUGAUUAAUUCUCAUUCUACAAAGGCGGCCGUGAAGAUGGUCAAAC